Messenger RNA from Bipolaris maydis ATCC 48331, 437 nucleotides. The record is from RefSeq and is a predicted model, not a curated record. Lineage: Eukaryota; Fungi; Ascomycota; Dothideomycetes; Pleosporales; Pleosporaceae.
CUCUACUCUUUCCCGUCCAGCCCUCCCCCGGCGUUUUGCUUUUCCCACUCUCGUCUGACGUGCAUACUUGCCACUAAUACAUAUGUACCUGCUACGGGCCCGUCUGUUUGACAUUUCUACUUUUUUUUUUCUUCUUCUUCUUUUCUUAUUCCGGCGAGAAACCACGCGCGGGCGUUGUGAACGGUGAACGAGUCAAGGGGCUACCCUUCCAAGUGGGGGUUGCGGGCAUUUGGCUGACUUUUAUGACCUCUGGACACAUGUACAGUGGCUGUUUUUUUCCUCUUCUAUUUGUUCUUGUGUUGCGUCCAUGGUACGAUGUGUGUGUGUGCACCUUUGUAUUACAGGUGGAACAUGGACUUGUUGAGGAGUGUUUGGUGCUGGCAGGCUGGAUGUGUAUGUCGCUUGGUACUUUGUGGGGUUGCCAAGGGAGGGGUAGU